AUGGCUGACAGUAUCAUGCCGUUGGAUCGCUCUCCCAGUGUACUAGGUUGCCUUGUAUCAAGAGUCACAAAGUACUCUCAACCUUCGAAAAACGUCUUUGAUGGUAAGACCCAAGCUGGUGUUUCGUCAGUAUACAAGGGUUGA
Fusarium pseudograminearum CS3096 is the source of this 144-nucleotide messenger RNA. RefSeq lists its product as uncharacterized. NCBI's taxonomy places the organism in Eukaryota, Fungi, Ascomycota, Sordariomycetes, Hypocreales, Nectriaceae. The transcript has 4 exons. The coding region runs from base 1 to 144 and encodes 47 amino acids. The record is from RefSeq and is a predicted model, not a curated record.